Molecule: messenger RNA, 192 nt
Organism: Macaca mulatta (Rhesus monkey)
Lineage: Eukaryota; Metazoa; Chordata; Mammalia; Primates; Cercopithecidae
Product: mammaglobin-B-like
Biological process (GO): androgen receptor signaling pathway
Source: RefSeq, a predicted model, not a curated record
AUGAAGCUGCUGAUGGUCCUCAGGCUGGCUGCCCUCCCCCUAAAUCACUAUGCAGGUUCUGGCUGCCAACUGCUGGAGGAUGUGGUUGCAAAGACCCUCAAUCCUGAAGUGUCUAUACCAGAAUACACACAAUUUUUACAGGAGUUCAUAGACAGUGAUGCCACUGCAGAGGUUGUAGGGGAACUUAAGUAG